UGAUUAAAUACUUCUCCAUCCUAUUAACCUAUUUAUAUACUUCUAUGUACAUCUAGAGUUUGCAUCAAUCUUUUCCACAAACUCUUUCAAAAAUUGCUCCAUCCACAUAGAAAUUGAGCAAAGAGUGACAAAUCAAGCCAACCAAAAAAGUUAAGGGAAAAGAAAAACAUCUUUUCAAAUGGUGACUGCUAAACUAGCUCGUAACGUUGUUGGCACCAUAGGCAAUGUCAUCUCUUUUGGAUUGUUUCUCUCACCAGCUCCAACUUUCUAUGGAAUUAUAAAGAAGAAGAGUGUAGAAGAAUUCAAGCCAGAUCCAUAUCUAGCAACAUUGUUGAAUUGUUUGUUUUGGGUAUUUUAUGGAUUGCCUUUUGUGCACCCAAACAGCACUUUAGUACUCUCCAUCAAUAGUGUUGGACUUGGCUUUGAAAUUGUCUAUCUUACCAUCUUUUUUCUCUAUUCCACCAACAAAGGAAAGAAAAAGUUAGUGCUUAUUCUUCUCAUCGAGAUUAUUUUCUUUGCGGCCAUUGUUCUUGUAACAAUGUUGGCAUUGCAUGGCACUAAAAGAAGGUCCUUAAUUGUUGGUGUUAUAUGUGAUGUCUUCAAUGUCAUGAUGUAUAUCUCUCCUCUUACAAUCAUGGCAAAGGUUAUAAAAACUAAGAGUGUGAAGUACAUGCCAUUUUGGCUCUCUCUAGCAAAUUUCCUCAAUGGUUUAUGUUGGACAACCUAUGCUCUCAUUCACCCCUUUGAUAUUUAUGUCUUGAUAAGCAAUAGUAUUGGAGUAGUUUCUGGACUUGUUCAGCUCAUACUAUAUGCUUGCUAUUACAAUAACAAAGGUGAAAAUGAUGAUGUUGGUGAUUUUGAGUUGAAACCAAAUGGGGUUAAUGAGAUUUCUACCUCAAAUGGAAGAGUUAGUGCAUGAUGAUGAAUCAUAACAUCAUAGCUUUAUUUCUUUUAACUAAUGUUUUUACUUCUUACUCUACACUUGCUCAUGUCCUUUUUUAUUUUCUAUAUCAAAAAGUUCACAUAAUGUGAUUUGGUUUCGCAAAGUAAUAGUGGCUAUAUAUUUCUUUUUGAGAAACAAUUUA
This is a messenger RNA of Cicer arietinum (chickpea), 1085 nucleotides long. Its product is annotated as bidirectional sugar transporter SWEET6b-like. Lineage: Eukaryota; Viridiplantae; Streptophyta; Magnoliopsida; Fabales; Fabaceae. The record is from RefSeq and is a predicted model, not a curated record. Gene Ontology annotation, biological process: carbohydrate transport. Gene Ontology annotation, molecular function: sugar transmembrane transporter activity. Gene Ontology annotation, cellular component: membrane.